Molecule: messenger RNA, 2419 nt
Organism: Paramecium primaurelia
Lineage: Eukaryota; Ciliophora; Oligohymenophorea; Peniculida; Parameciidae
Source: the annotation of a GenBank genome assembly
AUGAUAUGUCUAGCUCCUCAUAGAUGCUAAUGCUAAAGAAAACUUUGCGCUGAAUGCCAAGAUGAACAUAAUGUUGAUUUGAAAUAUAUUGUAUCAAUACCAAGAUUUAAAAAAAAGGUUACCAAUAAGUUGAAUUUAUACACACUAAAUGAGAAUUCUGAAAUAAUAGAAAAAAUGAUAAAAUAUUAAAAAUUGCUUAAUCGAUCUUAAGCAAAGUUAAUCCACAUUUUUGAAAAUUUGUCUAAUUAUGUCACCUCAGUAUAUAAAAUGAUUGAAUAGAAAAACCUAUCAUUUGUGAAUCUAAUCAACGAAGAUACUAACCUCGCAGAAUCCUCCUAUAAUGACUUAGAAAAAUUAGUAUAAAUUGCAGAAGGAACAACAUUAGAAGAUUGGAAUGAGGGGAAAAUUUCUUUAUUAAAAAAAAUGGAUAGGAUGAUGCAUUGGUUUAAUCAAGAAAUAAAUUCUUUAUGCUCAAAGGAAGAAAUGAAUGAGAUUUAUUAAAUAAUAAAUUCUAUUAAUUAAACAGAAUAAGUAGUUGAAAGGAAAAAAGAUUUUUAUGAGGUUUUAAUUCCCUUUAACAAUAUUGAUAUCUAAAUAUUCAAAUCGAUAUUUGAAAUUUUAAGUGAAGCAAAAAUUUCAGAUUUUUUAGGAUUUCUUGAUAAUCAAUAGCAUUUGGAAUAAUAUGUAGAUAGAUAAAGAGAUUUAAAUUUUGUAAGAAGUAAUAUUUUAAAAAUAACUAAUAUAAUCAGAGAUAUCAAAGAACAUGACUUUAAUAAAUAUGACUAUUCCACUGCAAAAUAUUAGGAAACUAAGCAAGAUCUCAUUGAGAAAAUCUCAUAAGAUAAAAUGAUCAUUGAAAUUUUACAAUUUUUAGUUCGCCUGACAGCAAUAGACAAGAGUUUCAUCUAAUGUGGAUCAAAUGCACUUAAUUUAUUAGUUGACAUGAAAGUUGAUCUUUAAAAACAAAGCUUUGAAAAUAUUAGGAUAAAGAAUACUUCUUUGAUUGGAGCAAAUUUUGUUAGAUGUAAUUUUAGUGGAUCUGAAUUUAAUAAUGUAGACUUAAGCGGAAUAAAUUUGAAUGGAACUUAACUAUUUAAUUGUAAAUGGAAUAAAAUAAGAAUUCAUGAAUUAAAUAAUUUUGAUGGUCAUAGUAAUUCUGUCCAUUCUGUCUGCUUCUCUCCUGAUGGAAAUACAUUAGCAUCUGCAAGCGAAGAUUAUUCUAUCCGUUUAUGGGAUAUAAAAACAGGAAAAUAAAAAGUCAAAAUGGAUGGCCAUUCAAAUUUGGUUCGAUCUGUAUGCUUCUCUCCUGAUGGUACCACAUUAGCAUCAGGCAGCGAUGAUUGUUCAAUCCGAUUAUGGGAUGUUAAGACAGGAUAAUAAAAAUUCAAAUUAAAUGUUCAUACUAGUAGUGUUUUAUCAGUAUAGUUCACUUCUGACGGUACGACAUUAGUAUCUAGUAGUGCAGAUAAGUCUAUCCGUUUAUUGGAUGUUAAGACAGGAUAAGAAAAAUUUAAAUUAGAUGGUCAUAUUCAUUAUGUUUGGUCAGUUUGUCUCUCUCCUGAUGGUGCUAAUAUAGCAUCUGGUAGUUACGAUAAGUCUAUCCGUCUAUGGGAUGCCAAAACAAGAUAAUAAAAAGCCAAAUUAGAUGGCCAUAGUGAAUGGGUCUCAUCUGUAUGCUACUCUCCUGAUAGUACUACAUUAGCAUCUGGUAGUGGAGAUAAGUCUAUCCGUCUAUGGGAUGCCAAAACAGGAUAAUAAAAAGCUAAAUUAGAUGGCCAUAGUGAAGCUGUCCGGUCUGUAUGUUUCUCUCCAGGUGGUACUACAUUAGCAUCUAGUAGUGAUGAUAAGUCAAUACUUUUAUGGGACAUUAAAUCAGGAUAAUAAAAAGCUAAAUUAGAUGGUCAUAGUGAAACUGUCCGGUCUGUAUGUUUCUCUCCAGAUGGUACUACAUUAGCAUCUAGUAGUGAUGAUAAGUCUAUACGUUUAUGGGAUGUUAAGACAUAACAAGAGAAAUUAGAUGGUCAUCCUAAUAAAUUCUUAUCAGUAUCCUUCUCUCCUGAUUAUUCAAUAUUAGCAUCGAGUUAUGAUGAUAACUCUACCCGCUUAUGGGAUGUUAAAACAGGAAAAGAAAUUCAACUCUCAGAUAUGAGUUAUUAAGAGUGUCUGGUAUAAUUUCCAAAGCAUCUAUUCUAAAAUAACCCUCUUUCAAAAGGUGGUAUUUAUUUUCAAUUCGUAUUUAGUCAAUUCAAAUAUUACUCUUCUCAUUAUAUCAUCAAAGCCCAUAUUUUAAGCAUAAGGCGCUUUCAUUUUUAAAGGAGAAUUUGCGGAUUAAUUAGGCAUUGAUUUAAGAACAUUUUUUAAACAAAGUGGAGGUUGCCUUUUGGAAAAUUAAAUCCAAUUAGAAUAAGAGUAAAUUUGA